UGUACCCAUACGGCCAUACGCCCCUGCCACCUAAAACCCUCCAAAACCCUUGCAUUCAUCAUCUCCCCUCAAUUCCAGGGUUUAACACCGUCUUCUUCCCGAAUUUCAUCCGCCAUGGAUAUGGAAAUUGAAGGUUUAGACCUUGAAGAAUUCGACCCAAUUGAAGAACAACAUGAAGAUUUCUGCACCUCAAUCAUCUCUCAAUUCGGCAAAUCCACCAACGAACAACACCUCAAUCUCUGCAAUGUUAUCGGAACAAUGUCGCAAGGUCUCAAAGACAACAACGUUCCUCUCUUACCUGCUGCUUACUUUGGCUCCAUUGUUUCUUCCCUUGAUCGACUUUGUGUCUCCUCUCAUUCUUCCUCCACGUCACCCGACCACAAUGUUGAGGCACUUCUUACUUUGAUGAGUUUGAUUAUGCCGAGGAUUCCUGUUGGGAGUCUUAGGAAGAGGAAGGUGUUGUUGUUGGGUUUGUUGAUUAGGGUUUUACGAGGCGGUAGUUGUUUGUCGACUGAUGGUGUUGUGGCUGGGUUGAGCUGUGUUUCUGGGUUGCUGGUUAUUAGGGAUUCUUUAAAUUGGUCUGAUGUUAGUCUGUAUUAUGGAUUUCUUCUUGGUUUCGUCACUCAUUCGGAUAGUAAGGUACCAAAUUUGCGAAUUUAUAUGUUUGUGGAGGUUAAACCCGAAGAUUUGGUGGACCUUCUAAGCACUUUGGCUACUUCAGUACCAGUGAAUGAAACGUCAGCUGAUGGCAUGAAUUUUACUGCUCGUCUGUUGGAUGUCGGAAUGAGGAAAGUUUACAAUCUCAACCGGCAGAUCUGCAUUGAUAAGCUUCCACUUGUACUAAAUGCUUUGCAAGAUAUUUUUGGAUCUGGGUUCGAGGAAGCUAAAUUUGCUGCGACUGAGUCAUUGAAGAAUCUGAUACAAGCUUGUGUUGAUGAAGACCUAAUAAAGAAAGGUGUUGACCGAGUAAACAGCAAUUUAGACUUCAACAACAGAAAGUCUGCACCGUCUACUAUUGAGAAAAUUUGUGCUACUAUUGGAAGUUUGCUCGACAACAGAUAUCGUAGCGAGUGGGACAUGGCCUUCCAGAUUGUCUCUUUGAUGUUUGACAAACUAGGUACUUUCUCUGCUGUCCUCUUAAGAGGCAGCCUGGAGAGCUUGGCAAGCAUUGAAAAGGAAAGCGAGGAGGAUUUCCCGGAGAGGAAACAGCUGCAAGAUUGCAUUGGAUCAGCACUUGGGGCAGUGGGACCUGAAGUCUUUUUACGCAUUUUGCCUCUGAAUUUGGAAGCUGACACUCUGUCUGAUAUCAAUGGUUGCCUUUUUCCAAUUCUAAAACAGUAUACAGUUGGUGCACGUUUUAGGUUCUAUGUUGAGUCAUUGCUGGGUACGGUUGAAAACCUCAAGCAUAAAUCCAAAAAGCUUAAGUUAGAGGGGCAAGUCCAGGCAUCAAGAUAUGCAGACAGGAUUGUAUACCAAGUGUGGACCUUAUUGCCCUCAUUUUGCAAUUACCCUUUGGACACUGCUGAAAGCUUCAAACUUCUUGAGGAAGUUUUAUGUAAUGCUUUGUAUAAAGAGCCUGAACUUCAAGGAAUUAUUUGCUCCAGUUUGCAAAUCCUCAUUCAACAGAAUAAGUGUAUUCUAGAAGGAAACAAUUAUGUACCCAUCAAUAAACUAAAUGCUCCCACUGAGAGAGCUAUUGGUUUUUACAAUCAAGAGGUGGCUUCCGCUAAUUUGGGAGUGCUGAGAUCUUCUGCUCGUAAUUUCUUGUUAGUUUUGUUCAGUGCUUUCCUAAACUCCACAAAUGAUCCUGGUGGAAGCUUGCUGUCUACAAUAUGUGAAUUUGCAUCAAUAGCGGGUGAAGACACUGUGUCAAAAUUACUUAGGAAAGAAAUGAAACAACUUUUGAAGGUCACUGAGGAUGGUAAUGAAAGAGAUUCAAUGGAGAUUGACUCUUCAUCUGGUGAUAAUUCAUUUUCUUGCAAGAAAGCUCAGCAUUUUGAUCUGGCUGUUUCUCUUUUGCCUGGUUUUGGUCCUCAGGAUACUGAUAUCAUGUUUUCUGCCAUAAUUCCAUCACUGGAGGAUGUUGAUGGCUUGAUCCAAAAGAAGGCGUACAAGGUUCUUUCAAUGAUUCUCAAGAAUUCGGAUGGGUCUAUUUCAAGGAAGAUUGAAGAAAUUCUCAAGUUGAUGAGUGAAGUGCGGUCUAAAUGCCUGAGUGAAGUGCAGUCUAAAUGCCUGAGUGAAGUGCAGUCUAAAUGCCAUUUCUCAGCCAAACGUCAUAGGCUUGACUGUUUGUAUUCUGUUAUUGUCCAUGUGAUCAAGGAUGAAGCAGGAUGGGAUAAAAUCAGUCCUUUCAUGGUUGAAAUUGUACUAGCGCUGAAAGAGGUUAAUAAGAAAACCAGAAAUCGGGCUUAUGAUAUUCUAGUCCAAAUUGGUCAUGCUUGUGAUGAGGAGAAGGGAGGGAAAAAGGAGCAGGGAGGGAAAAAGAAGAACUUACUCCAACUCUUUGAGAGCGUAGCUGUAGGCCUUGCCAGCGAUUGUUCGCAUAUGAUCAGUGCGACUGUGAAAGGGUUGGCUCGCUUGGCUUAUGAAUUUUCCGAUUGUCUUUCUAGUGCAUGCGAUCUGUUUUCCUCCUCACUUCUACUUCUUGAGAGGGAGGACAAAGAGAUCAUUAAAGCUAAUUUGGGUCUACUUAAGGUUUUGGUUGCAAAAUCACCAUCUGAGAUUCUGCAAAUUUUCUUGAAAGGCAUGGUUGAUGGUAUUUUAGUACGUCGGGAUGAUUCCAUGAAGCAUUUCAAAGCUAAGGUUAAACACUUGUUGGAGAUGCUUGUCAAGAAAUGUGGCCUUGAUGCUAUUAAGGCUGUAGUGCCAGAAGAUCAUAUGAAACUUCUUACUAAUAUCCGCAAGAUAAAAGAGCGGAAAGAAAGGAAGUUGACAGCCAAUUCUGAGACAAGUUCCUACCUGUCAAAAGCAACUACUUCCAGUGUGACUGCGGAUGAUAUGGAUGCUGGGACAUCUGUUGGUCGACGGAGCAGAUUAUCUUCCAAGUUAAAAUCAAAAGCGCCUUCAUCAAGGUUAAGGAAAACGAGGUCUGGAAGGAGCUUAUUAGAAGACUCACUUGACCUAGAAGAUGAACCACUUGAUCUUUUGGACCAGCGUAAAACAAGGCUAGCUCUUCGUUCUGGUAGAAAUCUGAAAAGGAAGCUCGAUUCAGAAGAUGAGCCUGAGUAUGAUGAAGAUAAAACUGAUAUUCGAAGUUAUGUUUCUUCUAAAUCAAAAAAGGCUAACCAGAAGCGCAGAAAAAUAUCUGAGUCAGGAUGGGCCUAUACUGGAAAUGAGUAUGCUAGUAAGAAGGCUCGUGGAGAUGUGAAAAAGAAGGGCAAAUUUGAGCCGUAUGCAUACUGGCCACUAGACCGUAAGAUGCUCAGCCGUAGACCUGAGCAACGGGCUGCUGCUAGAAGGGGUAUGCAUAGUGUUGUUAAGUUGACGAAAAAGCUCGAAGGGAAGAGUGUUGCAAGUGCACUUUCCAUGAAGAGCAAGGUAAAAAAGGCUCAUAAGAAAUGAAAGAUAGCGUAGAAUGCUCAAUAUUCUGUUGGUGAAUUUUGAUAAUUUUUCGUGUUAUAUAUAGAAAAAAUAGGAAUAUCGAAAAAAACUAAUUUUAUUUUAUUUUUCUCCCUUUACACAUGUUACGAGUCUUCAAUGAAGUGCAGUCUAAUUUUGACGUCAUGUAAAUUCAUAAUUUUUUUUGUAAUGAUGCAUCAUAAAUUAAUUAAUGAAUGAAUUUUUCCCUCAA
Chenopodium quinoa (quinoa) is the source of this 3790-nucleotide messenger RNA. RefSeq names its product RRP12-like protein. The transcript has 18 exons. NCBI's taxonomy places the organism in Eukaryota, Viridiplantae, Streptophyta, Magnoliopsida, Caryophyllales, Amaranthaceae. The coding region runs from base 115 to 3561 and encodes 1148 amino acids. The record is from RefSeq and is a predicted model, not a curated record.